Messenger RNA from Pistacia vera, 786 nucleotides. RefSeq names its product vesicle-associated protein 4-2. Gene Ontology annotation, biological process: endoplasmic reticulum membrane organization. Gene Ontology annotation, cellular component: endoplasmic reticulum membrane; plasma membrane. The record is from RefSeq and is a predicted model, not a curated record. NCBI's taxonomy places the organism in Eukaryota, Viridiplantae, Streptophyta, Magnoliopsida, Sapindales, Anacardiaceae.
AUGACGGUGUUGAAAAAGAUGGGGGUCUUCAAGCUGCCGUUUCGACAAUCAGGUAACACGACGUCGUCUUCUUCCUCCACGUUGCAUCACCACCACAAUCAAACUAACCAUCACAUGGAGGGAUCGGAAUCCGCAUGCUUCCAAUUCAGUGUCUUCGUUGCGAGGUCUAUUUUGCCGACUCGCCGUCGCCUCAAACUCGACCCUGCCAAAAAACUAUUUCCUUAUGAACCUGGCAAGCAAGUGAGAAGUGCAUCAAGAUUAAAACACCAGCGGCAAUCACAUGUAGCUUUCAAGUUUCAAACCACAGCACCAAAAAGCUGCUUUAUGCGUCCUCGGGUGCUUCUUGCUCCUGGCGAGAGUCUCAUAGACAUGGUAUGAUCUAUUGUCUUCAAGUUUGUGGAGGUACCAGAGAACAAUGAAAAGCCAAUGGAUCAAAAGAGUAGGGAUAAGUUUAAAGUGCAGUUGAAGGUGAAAGGAGAGAUGGACUAUGUUCCUGAACUGUUUGAUGAGCAAAAGGAUCAAGCAGCACAAGAGCAAAUAUUGCGAGUUGUCUUUCUCAAUCCCGAGCGUGCUGAUCCUGUAAGCUUGGAAAAGUUGAAGCGAGUUGGCAGAUGUGAUGCUGCAGUUGCAGCGCAAGAAGCCUCAGAAGAUGCAGGUCCUAAGAUUAUUGGUGAAGGGCGUGUGAUAGAUGAAUGGAAGCAGCGUAGGGAAAGAUACCUUGCUCGACAGCAGGUUGAAGGAGUAGAUCAGUAUAGAAUGGUUAUGCUUCUGUUUGCUUUGCCAUGA